Molecule: messenger RNA, 7499 nt
Organism: Hippocampus comes (tiger tail seahorse)
Lineage: Eukaryota; Metazoa; Chordata; Actinopteri; Syngnathiformes; Syngnathidae
Gene: bmf1
Product: BCL2 modifying factor 1
Exons: 7
Coding region: 1891-2385 (164 amino acids)
Biological process (GO): negative regulation of autophagy; apoptotic process; positive regulation of apoptotic process
Cellular component (GO): myosin complex
Source: RefSeq, a predicted model, not a curated record
GUUCUGCCACUUGGGAUUCAGACAUUUUGAGCAAGGUUCAUUGCUCAUUUCGAAGUUUUAGCUCUAUUUUCAUCCAUUUCGAUUACAUCCCACAUCUUAUGUAAAGUGUCUCUGAGCUGAUGAUGUUAUCCAGCAGCCUUUCCGCCGCUUCGCUCCGUUCCUCCUCCCGCCUCCCCUCCCACCAAAUCUACGCCUUCCGCCACUUUUUCUGAUGGAUGGUUACACAACGCAACACGGGAUGGCUUGUAUAUGCGCAACGCUGUCAACAGGUGGCACCCAACACCAACCUGUACCACGCCUCCUCGAAACCUCCAGCGCAACAACAAACAGGAACAUGGACAGAUGAACACUGUCGCCGUCUGACGGGAAAGGUCUUAACGGUCGACAGGAGUGCCUUCCACAUCGGUCUAGCGUUACACUCAAGGUCACCUUGUGAUCGCCCAUGCAAGAAGUGAUCAGCUUUCCAAUAUCUCAGUGGACGAGGAAUCCAAUCCUUUCUUCCCACAUCGCGUCCGCGCCUUUUGGUGCGAUCAAAGUACAAAUCUCACGGUAUGUCCAGCACAAGAAAGACAGGCGGAGGCAGGGACCCAUCAUGACUUCUCAAACAGCUCUGGCGGAGGGGACGGCCUAGAUAAAGAGCACAGGAGUUGGGGGAAGGGUCUGUGGGAGAAUGCCGAGGGUGAGAGGACCAGCUGGCCAUGGAGGUAUUGAUCAGUGCUUGUCCUAUAGGGAGGGGUGACCAGCAACACCUGAUCUGCACAACAAUACUUGAAUCGGCUCAGUGAGAUUGCUGGUUAAAUGUCAAAAUACACCCGCUGGCCACAAGAGUAGGUAAACCUGCAGAAGCUGACCAUUCCAGUCAACGGAUCAUUUGGAGAAGUGGACAUUUUGAAACAGCCCUAAGACGUUUCUUUUCGCACUUAUCUUGAUUAGUAAGCGAGAGUUAGAGCCAAUACCAGCUGAGUUUGGGCAAGAGGCCCGGGUACACCCGGGAGUGGUUGGCAGCUACUCGCAGGGCUAAUUUAUCAUAUUCACACUCUUUUCUUGCCAAAGGACAAUUCAGUCUUCAAUAAACCAUCAAACACUCAUGUUUUUGGAAUGCGGUUGGAAGUCAGAGUACCCAGGAAAAAAAAAAAGCACACACAUUAGCAAAGGCUGAACAAGCAACCUCCCCACAUGCAGUAGUAUUUUAUUUUAUAUUUCUGGAGUAGUAAAGUGACAAAAAAAGGGUAAAAUGCUUGGAUUCAAGUACUAUUUUUUUCUUUUUUAUAAACCAAAACCUUUGUAAUUUUUACCUCGUGUCAUUCAACUACCCGUCAUUGUCGUGUAACAUUGCAGCAACAGGUUGAAAGAAGGUGUAUAAAUGUUAAGAUAAAUCAGUUUUAAUCAUAACAAUACACAAUCGCUGCGCAUGUUUGGAACCAGAUGGGGAUAGUAGCGUCGAGUUGUAGAGGCGUGCUCGACCUCGCGUGAGAGUGGGAAUUUCCCGUCCACGUGUCUGAAUACGCGAUGGCAGAGGCGGGAUCACAACAAACUUCACGAUUGGUUACGGCAAAGGACUCUUAAAGGAAAGUGCUGCAACCCCGCCCGGUUCCAAAGGAGUUAACCGACAAAAAACCGUGCGUCUUUAAGAGAGCCUAUUUACCAAGUUUGGGAGCUCCGCCCCGGCGGCGGAGUUUGUUUUUUUGCAGCUGACGUCGGCGAAAUGAAAUCGGCUUGUAGCAGUUUUCCCCACAGAAUGGAAGUUGUCGUGGGGAAGAUACGGGCGAUACUUGGUUGACCUGGUCGGAUAUUAACGUCGGUUCACCUUUUUUUUUCUUCUCUCCGCGGUGAAGAUCCCAUUAACAAGGAAGCCUGCGUAACGGUGUGCUCAACGUGUAGCGUCCCCGCAUGGAGGAUGAGGAGGAUGAUGUGUUUGAGCCAGACCCCCACUGCUGGCGCACCACAUUCAAGGAGAUAAAGUGUGAGGAGCGGGCAACACAGACACCUGGCCCCGUCCCGGCAUCAAACAACGGCAUGCUGCCCUGUGGAGUCGCAGAGGAGCCAAGACCACUCUUCUACGGUAACGCAGGUUUUCGAUUGCACUUCCCGGCCCACUUUGAACUUGUUGGUGAACAGGAGGAGCGACUGCAAGAAAGCGACGACGGAAUGGAGCAGCAACUCCAGCAGCAGCAGCAGCAGCAGCCCGUGGCACGCAGCAUAGAGGCCUGCGUCGGUCAGAAACUCCAGCUGAUUGGAGACCAGUUUCAUCGGGAACACUUACAGCUGUAUCAUCGAAACCAAAGGAUCCGGGGGCUGCUGUGGUGGCGUCUGGCCACAGCCGUGCUUGGCCUGCUUUUCGACAGGGGCUUCUUGGCCGGACGAGGCGGAGCAAGACGGAGGUGAGGCGGUCUUCCACCUCGUGUCUGUUUUAAUCAUCUCCACGAGGAACUGGACUCCCGAUGGCACUGUCCAAUCUAACACGGGUCUGUUUGCGGUGGGGAGUGGUGGCACGGUGGACGCGUGGAAGGGUUUCUCAAAAGGUCACCGCGGGACGGAGACAAACGACUUUUAUACAAAGGUUUUUUUCUUUUCAACACGAUGCCAUGAUGCCCAGAGAUUCCUCGACGGGACAAUGUUCAUAUUUUGCUAUCCGUGUGGUGUAGUAGUUUUGUACAGUACAUUAGUUCAGUUUUUUGUUUUUUUUUUUGCACUUCACAAUGUAUCCAUUUUUGAUGACCUCCACAGACCCUUGGAAUGCCUUAUUCAAUGUUUUCUGCCAUAAAGAGUAUUGAAAGAAUUUUACAUGAUGGUAGAUAACAAAAGGAAAUGUGGUGGGCUUUUUUUUUUUUUUCAACCUUUGUGAAAUGUUUCCAGGUAACCACUCAAGUUGAUUUAUAAUUUCCAAAGAGGCAACUUCUCAGAAAACGCGUUUUGCACCUCACUGAAUGGUUACAUUUACUUUCUUUAAUAUGGUUUGAACUCGUCAUGUCCCUUUCUUACUCAUUCAUUUGCUGUAAUAACGUUCGCAGACGGUUUCUGGACAUGACUGCUCACCAAGAAAAAUAUUUUGUUCAACUACAGUAUGUACACGCUACUUACUGUACAUGUCGCUAUCCCCUGAGGUAUCAGGGGCGACGUUUGCAGACGUUAAUAAUUGCUCACUCGUCAAACAAACCUCUGUAACGACUAUUCAGACUGCAAGGAAUAUGAAUUUUGGGCUCCAUUUCCCUACCCAGCGCAACCAAAAUGUGGGUAUUUUUGCAGAUGCACAGAGCUUGGCACAACUUAAAAAAAGCGGGCGUUUUGCGGCGUUGUGAGCGUGAACACAGCUGACUCGAUACGGCGCCAGUGGACGCGGCUUCUUUCAUUCCCUUUAAAAUCGGCCCGCGCAGACUUUGACAUGGCGGCAGCAGAAACCGAUGAGAUAAAUUAAAUUUUGAAGAAACUGGAUCAAAGCAGACCUCCACGGCCAGAUGAUCCUAAUUUAGCGAGGGAGAUCACAGAUCUGUGAAGUCGGCUAUUAAGAGACCACCUUCCAAACACGAUUGUUGGUGUCCAUGUGUGAUCCUCCUCACCAGGCCCAAAAGCCCACAGCUGUGAUUUUUAAAACAAAAUAAAGAUCUUAAUAACAGCACAUGCAAUGAAUUGAUUUCCGCAGUGACUCAGACGGUUCGCUGCAUGCUGUUGUCUUAUGUAUGAAAUAUGAUGACCAUCCACCACACGUUUGUGGCACCCAAAUCGCAUUUUACGACCCGAGGCAAUACUUAGAUGUGGUUCCAGCAGGCGUAAAGUUCAGAGAACUUUCGGCCACCAAAUUGUCCGGUGUGCCCACCACGGCGUAGAGCGAUCUACCAAAUUUCCAAAAACGCUAAACGAGGUUUGCACUGGCACAAGAAUCGAGAUGCGCCAGUUUUUACGAAUAUACAGCCCUAUGAGUCUAUCAAGUUUUUUACGCUGUAUGGAUAAAAGUCUUGCCACCUACGGGGUAACUCUUUCAUUCACGGAGGGGCCUGCCUGGACUUAUUAGGUUGCCUGUAUUUUAAUUCUACGCUUCCAAAUGCGCUAGCAACAGUUUGGGAAGAUCUUUUUCGGUUCCAGCAGAACUUUGGAAUAAAUUCGAACCACCCUCUAUAUCCAACAUCGGCAACCUUUGACCUCCCAGACACACUCCAAAGUCUUCCCGACAAAAGUGAGAAGUUUUAAAGCCGCACAAGCGAGACUCACGUUUUCCUCUUUUGCUUUUCCGUGGGUGUAGUCCACCUGUCCCAAUACUUUUGUCCAUACAGUGUAUCAAGCCACCUGCCGUAAAACUGCCCAAUGACAGAUACAAAACAGCAGUACCCCAGCUUGUAAAGAUUUGGGUUUUUUUUGUAAGUGCACUAAAUGGAAACUUUAGUCAAGCCAAUUGCGUAUUUAGUGAGAGCACCAAAUCCUUUUCCAUCCUGUUGUUGUUUUUUUUUUUUUUUUUUUUUUUUUUGCUUUGUUCUAUCCGUGUUCUUUGCAGACCUCCAUGCCCUUGAAGUGGAGCUGUGGAUCCACUGUUUUUGCACUAGCACACCCUUUAAAUCCCAUAUCUCACUGAGCGGCGAGGGUUAGCGAGUGCUUGCGCACAGCUCGGAUUUUUUAAAUUUUUUUUUAGACAAGGUUCGGUCCAGGUCGCAAAUGAUCUUCCAGAAGUUCGCCGACCGUUUCAACGGUCGCAAACAAAAUGUGGCAACGAGAAGAACCGUUUGCAGCCGUUCAAACUCUUAGCCAACGUCUUCGCGACCUUGGAUGAACCCUGAUGGAAAAACAGCAUUCGCUACGUGCGCGCACGCUCGCAAACCUGGGGCCGCCCAAUGAGAGACGGGCUUAAGACUUCCACUAUUUACCACCCCCCGCAUUUUAUAUGAAGGUUUUCACUUAGUCUGUGGCCACAACAUCCCAUUUUUUCAAUCAGUAUUGAGACCUGGCAGGUCACAGUCUGAGAUCUGGACCGGAAAAGAAAUGGUUCUGGACCUGUCCUGCCACAGCUCGGUGUGUCGUUUUUCCACACCAAACAGGUGAAACGGAAUCCUUUCAGGAAACUCUCAUGGGAUUUACCCCCGCACUGGAUUGGGCCGGGUGACUCUUGUAUCGCCUUUGAUGCUCAGAUCCAGAAGCGAAGCAGUUUUUAUUCCACAACACCAACCAUUCACGAUGCAAACUAAAGACUGCGGUUACUUCCUAUUGUUAACUAUGUUUUGAAGACACUGUGGAAGAUUUGUGGGGGGGGUUUGUGGGGUUUUCUUUUUUUUACAUUGAUGAACACAGGCCAACUUUUGGACCCACGGAGCAUUACGUAUCAGGGGUGUGUAAAUGACUUGCUCCAAGCAAUGUGUCAAAGUUGAUCACUGCAUCGUUAUUUGAUUUUUUUUUUUUUUUUCCUCUCGUACUCAACAUAUCUCAGGGACAACAAGGCUUUGUGGGCCACCUUGAGAAUCAGUUACACGGUCAGAGGAAGAGCAGCGUUGCCACCCAUGACGAAACGUCGUCUCUCAUGUCUUUCCUCGUCCCAGAUUUGUCCGCGCAAAAGGUACAUUUUGACCAAGGAGUCGGAGGCUUGGCUGGGUGGGGGGUGACGGGGGUGGGGGGCUACCGAGUGUGGAGUUAGGAGGCGUGUGACGUGCACUGAAUGUGGUUGUAGUUUCCUGCGGAUCCUCAAUGCUGAGCCAGUCCGUGUAGCGCCCCGUCCCGCCAUUGUCCUCGCUUGUGCCGCUCCUUCAAAGACACACACCUAUUCUUCAUGAGUGUAAUUUAUUUUUUCUUAUUAUUUAUUUUCUUUCUUUUUUUUCUUUUUUUUUGUAUAUUUGCCCAUUUCUACUGUAUACACUCGCACGUGCGAUCACUUCUUGUUAUCCUCGCGUGUAGUCUGUCAUAAAGAGCAACGGUUGAGUUUAAAAUUAGCUUUGUACAAAAUGGACCUUAAUGGCCGCAAGUAGAUGUGAUCCACUCUUGUCCCUGUCGCACCCCAAAAAAAAAAAAAAUCACUGUUCCCAUUCAAAGCAGACUUGGACAAUUGCCUUUCAACGCUAAUAUCGCCUUAUCAUUCGCCUUAUUGAUGACCGCAGCUUACUGCUCUUCUUUAAGACAACGGCUUCCAAACCUCGUCCAACCGCCUUUCCAUCCAGGGGAGCAUGUUUGAUCCUGGAAAAAUGGAUCACGGGUGGAGUAUUGAAAGCUUGUGAUUUUCUAGGGAUGGGCCCCGACCACCUCAAGACAUUUUUCAAUACGCCGCUCAAUUCGGUCUCGGGCAAGAUUCUCUCCCAUGUGCGGUUUAGCAAAAGCGGCGGCUUCAAUGCAGUUAUUAAUUAGUAUAAUAAUUAUCGUGACGCACGUCUUUUCCCUCGGAAUUAAUGAAAGGUCAUCCAUCGCUGAUGAUACAUCAGAGAGGGAGAGCUUCAAAAAGAGUUACGACGUUCAUGUUCCUUGAAGAAACAGGGUGUUGGUUUAUGUGUUCAAUUCCCGGAAUCUUGAUCAAUGUUGUAAUCGACAUGCACUGGAAAGUACUUUGUUUCUGUAGAUCCCACGGGUCCCUUACGUGUCGUGUCUUCCUAUAUGAUGUACAGUAUACUUCGGAUUGUUCAUGUGGCGUCACAGCUGCGUCGGUGCGUCGGCCAAGGUGGCUCGCGCCUUUGAUUUAUUGGAAAGGGAAACAAUCUGCCGCGGUGCCCCCCGUGUAUUUUUUGUUUUUUGGGUUACAAUGAUGUUCCCGCGCCGCACCCGUUCUCUUGUGUACACGUCAAGAGUGGAGCGUCCCUCGUGUGUGUGGGGGGCGGGGCGGGGGAGGGGGCAUUGUAUUUUACGGAAACCGUCAGUGUCUUUGAAUUUUGUAGUCCACUUUAUAUAAAUUUGAAGUUUUUGAGGAAGUUUUGAUUUUUUUUUUUUCAUAAAAUUCCUUCACGUUCUUUCUUAACUUUGCAAAAUGUAUUUUCUUAACCGAAAACGGUCUGUUUUUAUAAGGACUUGGAUUCGAUUUUUUUUUAAAGAGUAGGAUCUUUGCGACUCCAUGAUAUCGAGGGCAUUUUAUGAUGUGAUUUGAUUUUUUUUUUCCAACAUUCCUUGCACAGCUCUUUGCAGCGUGUGAAGCAAACCAAAACAAUUCACUGUCGUUAAUUUCGCAUCUUCGUGACAGACCCGAUUCAAGUGUACAUGUAUUUGUAAAACCCUGGAAUAUGCCUUUAACUGCUCAGUUUCAAAUGAAGUCUUGAUGAUCACACACUCUCUGUAUACCAAGAAAAGGAGACCCAGCGAAAAUGUAGCAUUUUUGUAAACAUUGACUGUGUGUUUUCGAGACUCUACUGUGCACUCAUUUUGUGUUUAUAUGUCAUUUUUGUUUUGUUUUUUUCUGGGGAUUUGUUCAUAUAUUAUGGAAGUAAAGACAAUGUGUUAUGUAGUGCAAUAUGCUGUACAUAUGGAGCUUUGCUCUACAAAUCUUUUUUUUCCUGGAUUUCUUGUUAUUGGUACUUUUUUUUUUCAAUAAAAUUUUAUUGAACGUG